AUGGCCAGGUGGCUUCUGGUCGCGCUGAUGUCGGGAAUGGUUGUGAGUAACAGCCUCAGUGCGCCCGACACCUUCCCACCACCGCCCGAUUCCUCUUUCCAACCUGCCGAUGUCACAGACCAAUCCGAUGAAGCGCAUGAUGCAAGAUCUGACACAGGGCCAGAUGACAGGAAAUACGCGCAGGUGAAGCCCCCACUUCUUCCUCCCACAGACAUAGGUGAGUGUGCCAUAAACCCAUGUCAACAUGGACGCUGUGUGCUGAACAAAGAUGGCGGAUACCACUGCAACUGCCACAAUGGCUGGACUGGAAACAAUUGCCAGAUAGACAUAGAUGCCUGUGCCAAAAACACAUGCCAAUAUUCACUGUGUGAUGUCGGCGGGAAAUGUACCUGCAAACGAUGGACUGGACCGAACUGUCAGCGAGACUUAUUUGCGUGUAGCAAAAUACGCCCAUGUCAACAUGGAGACUGUGAGGACACAUAUGGCGGAUACAAAUGUACCUGCUUCGCUGGAUGGACUGGAGAGAACUGCCAGAUAGACAUAGAUGAGUGUGCCACAAACCCAUGCCAACAUGGACACUGUGUGGACAAAGAUGGCGAAUACAAAUGCAUCUGCUCGCCUGGAUGGACUGGACAGAACUGUGACCAAAACAUAGAUGAGUGUGCCAAAAACCCAUGCCCAAAUGGACGCUGUGAGAACAAAGAUGGCGGAUACAAAUGUAUUUGCCAUCCUGGAUGGACUGGAAAGAACUGUCAGCAAGACAUUAAUGAGUGCACCAGGAACCAUAUUCGGCCCCGGAAGCCUUGCGAACAUGGAACCUGUGUGAACAUAGAGGGUGGAUACAAAUGUGUCACCUGCUCACCUGGAUGGACUGGACAGAACUGUCAGCAACAAUAUAUCAAUGAGUGCAACAGACACCCUGGGCCUUGUCAGCAUGGACGCUGUGUGAACAAAGAUGGCGGAUACAAAUGUACCUGCUCACCUGGAUGGACUGGACAGAACUGUCAGCAAGACAUAAAUGAAUGUGUCAGGAAACCUUGUCAACAUGGACGCUGUGUGAACCAUGAUGGCGGAUAUAGAUGUCGGUGCGAGGGUGGAUGGACAGGACAGAACUGUGACCAAGACAUCAAUGAGUGUGUCGGAAAUCCCUGUCAACAUGGAACAUGUAAGAACCAAGAUGGCGGAUACAAAUGUACCUGCUCACCUGGGUGGACUGGACAGAACUGUCAGCAAGACAUAGAUGAGUGUAUCAGAAACCUCUGUCAACAUGGACGCUGUGUGAACCAAGAUGGUGGAUACAAAUGUACCUGCUCAGCUGGAUGGACUGGAAAGAACUGUCAGCAAGACAUAAAUGAAUGUGUCAGGAAGCCUUGUCAACAUGGACGCUGUGUGAACAAAGAUGGCGGAUACAGAUGUGAGUGCCAACAUGGAUGGAGAGGACAGAACUGUGACCAAGACACAAAUGAGUGUGCCGGGAAUCCCUGUCAACAUGGACGCUGUGUGAACAAAGACGGCGGAUACAAAUGUACCUGCUCACCUGGAUGGACUGGAAAGAACUGUCGACGAGACAUAAAUGAGUGUGCCAAAAAUCCCUGUCAACAUGGACGCUGUGAGAACAAAGAUGGCGGAUACAAAUGUACCUGCUCAUCUGGAUGGACUGGAAAGAACUGUCGACGAGACAUAGAUGAGUGUGCCGGAACCCCAUGCCUACAUGGAAGCUGCGCGAACAAAGAUGGCGGAUACAAAUGUACCUGCUCACUUGGAUGGACUGGACAGAACUGUCAGCAAAACAUAGAUGAGUGUGCCAAAAAUCCGUGUCAACAUGGACGCUGUGUGAACAAAGAUGGCGGAUACAAAUGUACCUGCUCAGCUGGAUGGAUUGGAAAGAAUUGUCAGCACGACAUAAAUGAGUGUAGGAGAAAUCCUUGCCAACAUGGACGCUGUGAGAACAAAGAUGGCGGAUACAAAUGUACCUGCUCACCUGGAUGGACUGGAAAGGACUGUCAGAAAGACAUAGAUGAGUGUAUCAGAAACCCGUGCCAACAUGGACGCUGUGUGAAUAAAGAUGGCGGAUACAAAUGUACCUGCUCACCUGGAUGGACUGGACAGAAGUGUCAGCAAGACAUAGAUGAGUGUGCCAAAACUCCCUGUCAACAUGGACGCUGUGAGAACAAAGAUGGCGGAUACAAAUGU
Messenger RNA from Branchiostoma belcheri (Belcher's lancelet), 2193 nucleotides. RefSeq names its product fibropellin-1-like. Gene Ontology annotation, molecular function: calcium ion binding. NCBI's taxonomy places the organism in Eukaryota, Metazoa, Chordata, Leptocardii, Amphioxiformes, Branchiostomatidae. The transcript has 19 exons. The annotation marks the transcript as partial. The record is from RefSeq and is a predicted model, not a curated record.